AUGGGGUCAACAGUGCCAUUUAUUCUCUCAUCACCCAUUUCCUACCUCCCUCGAGUCAUAUCCUGCUCUCUCUCUUCUCUCCCCAUCGCCCUCCCCUCAGUCCCAAGAACCUUCCUCCUCUUCUCCUCCUCUCCUUCCUCUCUCCUUCUCCCUCCACUCCGUCCCUCCCACCUCUUCUCCCCACUUCCCUUCCCCUCUCCUCUCCUCUCCUCUCCCACCUCUCCAAUAUCAACUCUCCCCCUCUCCCAUCUCGCUCCCCCUCUUUCUUCUCCAUCCUUCCCCCCCCACUCCCUCUCCUCCGUCUCCUCCCUCUCUCUCUCUUUCCUUCCUCCUUUUUCCUUCUUCCUCUCCAUUUCCCCCUCCUCUUCCUCUCCCUCUUUUAUCCCCUCUUCCUACCUUUCUUUCCCCCCUCCUCUCCCUCUCUCUUCUAUUCCCCUCUCUCCUCCUCCACUCUCUCCCUCCCCCACUCUUCCCCUUUCUCUCUCUCCUCCUACCACCACUCCCUUCUUCCCUCCCCUUCUCUCCUCUCUACCCCCCUGGUCCUCUCUUCCCCUCUCCCUUUCCUCCUCCCCCUCUCUUCCCUUCUCUUCCUCUCCUCCCCCUCUGCACCUUUCCUCCUUUUUUUACUUCCCCCUUCUUUCCUCAUCCUUCCCCCUUCUUUCCCCUCCCCUCCCUCCUUCCUCUCCUUUCGUCUUUCACCCCUCUCCCCCCCACCCCCCUUCCCCCUCUUCUUUCCCCCUUCCUCCCGGGGGGGGGGGGGGUUUAUAUUGGUUUUGGGGGGGGUUGGCUCUUGGAGGGGCGGGUGUGGGGGGUAGUUUGAGAUUGGUAUGGGGGGGGGGUGCUGUGGUAGGGGGGGGGGGUCUCCACAAGGGGGGGUGGGGUUUGAUCACGGGGGUUAGGGGGGAGUGGGUUGGGUGGAACACUAAGUAUAGGUUGGCGGUAGUUGGUUGUGGAUUGUUGGGUGGGGGGGGAUUGGGGGGGGGGGGGGAUGGCGGGGUGGGGAGUUGGGGAUUAUGGGUGUGUUUCGGAUGUUUGGGGGGGAUUUGGGUGGGGGGGGGGGGGGACAAUGGGGUGAAAGGGUUUAUUGGGGUGGGGGUUGGUGGUUGGUUGUGGGGGGAGCGAUGGGGGGAGGGGGGAGGGGACCAUUUUGAUGGGACGAUUUGUGAGGGGUUUGUGGGUUGGGGGGGGGGUUGGGUGGGGGGUGGAUGUAGAUUUGGUUUGUUGGGAUGUGUUAUGGGAUUUGUUGGGGGGGGGGGGUGGGUGGGUGUGUUUUUGGUUGUUUUGGUGGUUAGAUGUGGUGUGAAGGGUGGGAGAAUGGGUGAAUGGGGUGGGGGGGGGGAGAUGACGAGGGGAGGUGAUGGAAUCGUAUUUAAGGGGGGGGUGGUAGGGAAGAGGUGGGGGAGGGGGGGGGGGGGGGGGGGGGGUUUUUUUUUUGGAAGAGGGGUGUUGGGAUUAUGGGGGUUUUGGGAAGGGUGGGGGGGGGGGUUGGGGAACAGCUGUGGGUUAAUGAUUGAUGUGACAGAGCUUUAUAGAGGGAGGGACUAG
Messenger RNA from Knipowitschia caucasica, 1545 nucleotides. NCBI's taxonomy places the organism in Eukaryota, Metazoa, Chordata, Actinopteri, Gobiiformes, Gobiidae. The record is from the annotation of a GenBank genome assembly.